Molecule: messenger RNA, 1000 nt
Organism: Synchiropus splendidus (mandarinfish)
Lineage: Eukaryota; Metazoa; Chordata; Actinopteri; Syngnathiformes; Callionymidae
Product: C-reactive protein-like
Exons: 4
Coding region: 116-793 (225 amino acids)
Source: RefSeq, a predicted model, not a curated record
CGCAUCAGUGGAGCAGCCUCCCAGCCGACUGAGUCACUUCAACACCAGCCAGCAGCGAGACAGAACCACUCCUUACCGAAGACUGAGCCCACUAUCCCGUUUAUCUUCUGUUAAGAUGAAGCUCCUUCUGAUUCUGGGAAUUCUGACCACAUGUUUGGCGACUCCUCAAGAUCUGACGGGGAAGAUGUUCACUUUCCCACGGAGUAGUAUAACAUCCUACGUCAAGCUGUUUGCAUCAAGGACUCAGUUCAGUGCGGUAACUCUCUGCCAAAGGUUCCUGACUGACCUCAAGAGAGAUUAUUGCUAUUUCUCUCUGUCCACCUCCAAGUCUUCCAAUGGCUUCAUGUUGAUGUGGGAUGCAAAGAAUAAAGAGCUAGAGGUCUAUACCCAGGAUGUGACAUCGAUAUUCAACAUCCCUGGAGCCAUGGAGCUGAACAUGUGGCACUCACUUUGUACCACGUGGGAAUCCACUUCUGGGCUGGUGCAGGUGUGGCUGGAUGGGCAACAGUCUCCUCGGAAGUCAGGCUUCUUAGGAGGAAAGUAUGACGAUCGCGCCAUGAUCAUCGUGCUCGGGCAGGAGCAGGACAGCCACGGAGGCUCGUUCGACUUCAACCAGAGUUUUACUGGGAUGAUGUCCGACGUGCACAUGUGGAGCAAAGCCUUGAGCCCGUGUGAGAUCCGAGCCUACCUGGACGACGGCGACUUCACUCCGGGGGACGUCAUCAACUGGAAGGGGCUGGAGUUCCAGAUUUUUGACCAAGUGCUAAUUGAAAACAAAGAUUUGGUUGGUUGAAUUGAAAUAUUGCCACAGGAUAGACACAAAGAAAUCCUGCUUCAAAUGCAGAACAAAGCCCAGAGAUGUGAAUCAGUGUUUUCUGUUUUCUUCCUCUUAAUGUCGAGUCUGGUGUCCAUCCAAACCUCUGCUCAUUGACCCAAACCUGUGUCCAAAAACUGCUAUCAUUCUGCUGCACCUGCUGUACUGUGAUUCAAUAAACGGCAC